CACCGCCCCGGGCCCUUCCCGCCGGCGCCCGGCUCCCGAGGAGCGGCGGCGGGAGGAGGAGGAGGCGGAGGAGGAGGCGGCGGGCGGCUCACCUGCACCGGGCCCGCGGUGCCCCCGCGCAGCCGAGCGGGAUCCCGGCGCAGCGGCUCCAUGGCGACCGCGGCGGUGGAGCCGGUGUACGGGCUCUCCGAGGACGAGGAGGAGUCUCGUAUCCUCAGGGUGAAGGUGGUUUCUGGCAUUGAUCUAGCGAAAAAAGACAUCUUCGGAGCCAGUGACCCGUAUGUGAAACUUUCCUUGUAUGUAGCAGAUGAGAACAGAGAACUUGCUCUUGUGCAGACAAAAACUAUUAAAAAGACACUGAAUCCAAAAUGGAAUGAAGAAUUUUAUUUUAGAGUAAACCCAACCAAUCAUCGUCUUCUCUUCGAAGUGUUUGAUGAAAACAGAUUGACUAGAGACGACUUCCUGGGUCAAGUGGAUGUUCCACUUAGUCACCUUCCGACUGAAGACCCAGCCAUGGAAAGGCCGUACACAUUUAAGGAUUUCCUUCUCAGACCAAGAAGCCACAAAUCUCGUGUGAAGGGUUUCUUGAGACUGAAGAUGGCUUAUAUGCCUAAAAACGGUGGCCAGGAGGACGAAAACAGUGAUCAGAGGGAUGAAUCUGAGCAUGGAUGGGAUGUGGUUGAUUCCAGUGACUCCGCAUCUCAACGUCAGGAGGAGUUGCCGCCUCCUCCGCUGCCUCCUGGAUGGGAAGAGAAGGUGGACAACCUGGGGCGGACUUACUAUGUCAACCAUAACAAUAGGACUACCCAGUGGCAUCGACCAAGCUUAAUUGAUGUGGGAUCUGAUUCGGAUAACAAUAUCAGGCAGAUAAACCAAGAAGCAGCCCACAGGCGGUUCCGAUCUCGGAGACACAUUAGUGAGGAUUUGGAACCGGAACCUAUGGAGAGUGGAGACAUUCCUGAGCCUUGGGAAACCAUUUCAGAGGAAGCAAGUGCAAGUGGAGAUUCCUUAAGCUUGUCGUUGCCACCUCCUCCUGCCUCUCCAGUAUCCCGUACCAGUCCCCAGGAGCUCUCUGAGGAGCUGAGCAGACGACUUCAGGUCACUCCUGAUUCCAAUGGGGAACAACUCAGUUCUUUGAUUCAACGAGAUCCUUCUUCAAGAUUAAGAUCUUGCAGUGUAACAGACACGGUUGCCGAACAGUCUCAAUUAUCCUUGCAGAGCGGUCCAUCUAGGAGAGCUCGUUCUUCAACUGUCACAGGUGGUGAGGAACCAACGCCUUCGGUGGCCUAUGUACAUACCACACCAGGCUUACCUUCGGGCUGGGAAGAAAGGAAGGAUGCAAAGGGCCGCACUUACUAUGUCAAUCAUAACAAUCGGACCACGACAUGGACAAGGCCUAUUAUGCAGCUUGCAGAAGAUGGUAUGGUGGGGUCGACAGCAAACAGCAGCAACCAUUUAAGUGAACCCCAGAUAAGACGGCCUCGUAGCCUCAGCUCACCCACAGUAACUUUAUCUGCUCCACUGGAGGGAAUGAAGGACUCCCCUGUGCGCAGGGCGGUGAAGGACACCCUCUCCAACCCGCAGUCCCCGCAGCCCUCACCUUACAACUCUCCUAAACCCCAGCACAAAGUCGCACAGAGCUUCCUUCCUCCGGGCUGGGAGAUGCGGAUAGCACCCAACGGCAGGCCCUUCUUCAUUGACCACAAUACUAAAACUACUACGUGGGAGGAUCCACGACUGAAAUUUCCGGUGCAUUUGAGAUCAAAAGCAUCUUUGAACCCUAAUGAUUUGGGCCCUCUUCCUCCUGGUUGGGAGGAAAGAAUACAUUUGGAUGGAAGAACGUUUUAUAUAGACCAUAAUAAUAAAAUUACCCAGUGGGAAGACCCCAGACUGCAGAAUCCAGCCAUUACUGGUCCAGCAGUUCCGUAUUCCAGGGAGUUCAAACAGAAAUACGACUAUUUCCGGAAGAAGUUAAAGAAACCAGCUGAUAUACCGAACAGAUUUGAGAUGAAACUACACAGAAAUAAUAUUUUCGAGGAGUCUUACAGAAGAAUCAUGUCUGUGAAGAGACCUGAUGUACUAAAAGCCAGGCUCUGGAUUGAAUUUGAGUCAGAAAAAGGACUUGACUAUGGAGGUGUGGCCAGAGAAUGGUUCUUUCUCUUGUCCAAGGAGAUGUUUAACCCUUAUUAUGGUCUCUUUGAAUAUUCAGCAACGGACAACUACACACUUCAGAUUAAUCCUAAUUCAGGUCUUUGUAAUGAAGAUCAUCUGUCGUAUUUCACAUUUAUUGGUCGGGUUGCUGGUCUGGCAGUAUAUCAUGGGAAGCUACUGGAUGGCUUCUUCAUCAGACCUUUUUACAAGAUGAUGCUGGGGAAACCAAUAACUCUGAAAGACAUGGAGUCAGUGGAUAGCGAAUACUACAACUCUUUGAAGUGGAUCCUGGAAAACGACCCGACAGAGUUGGAUCUCAUGUUUUGCAUAGAUGAGGAAAACUUUGGACAGACAUAUCAAGUCGACCUGAAGCCCAAUGGGUCAGAAAUCAUGGUAACAAAUGAAAACAAAAGGGAAUACAUUGACCUGGUCAUCCAGUGGCGGUUUGUAAACCGAGCAAAACAAAUGAAUGCUUUCCUGGAGGGAUUCACAGAACUUCUUCCCAUUGAUCUGAUUAAAAUUUUUGAUGAAAAUGAACUAGAGUUACUGAUGUGCGGCCUUGGCGAUGUUGAUGUCAAUGACUGGAGACAACAUACAAUCUACAAAAAUGGUUACUGCCCAAAUCACCCCGUCAUCCAGUGGUUCUGGAAGGCUGUUUUACUGAUGGAUGCUGAAAAGCGGAUUCGGUUGCUGCAGUUCGUUACCGGGACGUCACGCGUGCCUAUGAAUGGAUUUGCUGAACUUUACGGUUCAAACGGUCCUCAGCUGUUUACAAUAGAGCAAUGGGGAAGUCCUGAUAAACUGCCCCGAGCUCACACAUGCUUUAAUCGCCUAGACUUACCUCUUUAUGAAUCUUUUGAAGAUUUGCGAGAGAAGCUCCUUAUGGCAGUGGAAAAUGCUCAAGGAUUUGAAGGGGUGGAUUAAAACGCCGCCUUUCUCCCCCCCUUCAAGCAAGUUCUGCUUGCACUUCUGCAUUUGCCUAACGGACUCCGAGUGACUGUGGCAGAACAGUUGCACAGCGCUGGUUCAUGGAGCAAACCCUUCGACAGCGCAGUUGCCUGAAUCCCCGAGUUGAACUGCAAUCCGUGGGUGGCUUUUCUGCCCUUUCCACAGCAGGUUACCAACUGCUUAACAGGAACUCUGAUCACAUUUCAGCAGGACUUACUCUAUUUAUGUUGUGCCUCUGUAGGCAAAGCCCUUAAUAAAUAUUUUACAGAAUUUCUAAUGACAAUGAAUGGAAUUAAUCAUUUUACAGGUAUGGUAUUACAACUCAUGUUUACUUUUUAAUUGAUUUAGACAUUUUCAGAUUUUAUUUCAUUACAAUUAAAUAUCAUAUACUUGGAAAACUGAGCAUUUUUCUUAAUUUCAUACCAGACUUGAUGCCAGUGUCACUUUUUCAAAGCACAUUUUGAGCCUUGUGUUCCCAAACUAUUAAGAAAGUAGGAGGAAGCUAUGUUGAAAAUUUUCUCUACGCGGGCUAUAUCUUGAGAGCAACUCUUUUCAUUGAGCACAUAAGUAUUUUUCUGUAUCCAGAAGUAUGGACUGGAUGUUGCAUUUUUCUAUAAAUAUUAGAAUAGUUACAAGUCAAGGGAGAAUCAUAACAUAGCAUGCCAAAUCUCAUGUUCAAUAAAGAAAUUGCCUCAUUAUUGGUAAUAUUUACAUGUACUAUAAAGCAUUUUGGGGUGGGGUUGGCAUUAAUCAUUUUAGGAAAAUAUGCUUAACCCUGUUCAUUAUCUUUGUAUAGUGAUUCUUUUCUUACCCUUUCCUCUUUACUGUUCGCAACGGAGGCAUUUUGAAUGAAACCUGGCACUAUGUGAUUUGGCACUAUGGAAACAGAUCUGUUUUGUCUCCUAUUUGUAUGCAUUUGCUAAUGAUAUCUAAAUAACAAUGGUUUUUUUGUUUGUUUCUAACUGCACCAACUCUAAAGGCACUUUAUGUAACACAUGGAAGUCAUAUCUGUUUUUUAUCAUAAACAUUAAUGUGAUUAUAUUCCUUCUCACUGCACAUGUCGUUCUGGUGCAAUAUCUAUCAGUUGUGAAUUUGGCUGCUGCUGAUGUAUAAAAAAAAAACCACAACAGAUGUAGAGCUGAGCCUGCAGACAUGUUCCUCAGCAAUUGUUUUUUGUGAUUUAUUUUUUACUUAAUCACAAAGAUUUAUUUAAUAUACACUGCUAUCUAAUCAAUUUUGUUACCUAUGACAUGUUGCAUGCUUAAACUAUAAUGUCUGAGUUGCAUCUCUUUUGUGACAGAUUAAAAGUGAAAGAUUUGUAUUUGAGCCACUGAAGUUCAAUGGUUACAAUACUACUAGGGUAGGUUUGAGGAGGGUACAGCUUCAGCAAUUUAACAUUCAGUUUUGUGAGUUCUGCCCACAUACUUACCUGUAAGUUGGCUUUUUCCCCCAAGAACCUAUUUAACACUUUAUGAAGCCAGAUGACACCACCUGCCAAAACAGACCGUCACCUCAUUGCCAGCAGCUUUUUAAGCCCUGUCCUUACCUGGUCGCCAGCACCCAGGGGCCAGGACAGUCUGUCUGGGCAGGAGCAGCUGCACGGCAGAAACCGCAGGACUGUGGCGGCUGCUGGAAAGAAGCCUGAGUGCUGCUAACCACCACGAGGGGUUGGGUGCUAGCACGAGGUCUGAAGACCUAAUCGAGGCAUGAGGAAGGUGAUGUUAUUAUUUGAUCACGGGUCAAGAUGAAUUUUCUAUUAAAUGUUUCCUGACAUUCCUUUCGGACUCUCUACAUCUGAUGAGUGAGCCUGAAGAUGAGAACGUGGGCGGCCUCAGAGUGGAUAAACACCGUGCUGAUCAUUCAGCUGUGGGGAAAAGGAAGUAAAUCCAGGUAUUUCCACUGACCUUCUCUAUGUUCAGCACAGCUGGUGAAAACAUGGUCUCCCUUGAGGGAAGCAUCAUACUCCAUCCAAAAUCGGUUUUCUUCCCUCACCUGGAAAAUGUUUGCUGUGGUUAGAGCCUCUGCCAUGUAUCAGCACCUUAAGAACUCCUGAGAAUUGAAUUUUUUGGUUGUGAAACUGCAAUGUGAUUUCAUGUAUCAAUGAAGCCUGUGACCUACCAGUCGUGCAGCUCAGGUAGAACCAGAAGUCAGGUUUGUGUUUAAGAAUCUGCCGUUCCUCUUGUGUCUUGCUUUGGUCCCUUCCCUCCUCUCACCCUCAACUCAUAAAGCAGGUUUACUAAUACUUAUCUACAUCAAAGCCCUUCCAGCUAUCAAGGAUUACAUAGUGACAUCUGACUAGAAGGUUUCUUGGAUUCUUUAUCUUUUAAAAAAAAAUAUUUAGAAUGACUUAGCUUAACAUCUUUUCAGAUUCUACUCACCUCCAACUGACAGAUACUCCAAAACCCUUCACUAGGUAUUAAUAUAGUGAGGCAAAUUCCUCUGUAUGAAUUGUAAUUAAUGCGUAUUUGGACUGUAGUGGUUUGAGAGACAGGCUUUCAAUUUUUAGGAAGUAGUUCAAUAUUAAAAGAAAGCCCUUAACUCCCUCAGGGUGUGCCAUGAGAGUGGCAGCUUUGAGUGCAGCGCCCAAAGGGCCCUGCCCUACCUCGGGCAGCACUGGCAGAGGCCUGACGUGCAGUGCCCUGACAGACUUGUGCAGCUCAUGCUGAAACCUGCACCAUUUGGUCUUUUGGGGCAAUUAAUGCAAAUAACUACAUAAGUAAGUGCUAUUUGUGCUCUAGCCAGUGCAGGCACAGCUCUCACCUGCAUUGCUGACGCGCCUCGCAGUACCAGGCACAGCUAUCAGCCCCAGCCGCUAGCUGCUGUACGUUCAAGGCCCUGUGAAGGUGUUCCUCCCAACAGCCCAGGUGAACGUAGCAGUAAGCCAGCUCAUUACUUUUCUUUCCUGAGAUUUAGCUAUGCUAUCACAACACAGCACUGCAUCUUGCCUGUACAAACGCACCACAGCUCCCUCUGCUACGGAAAUGAAACGGUCUGAAAGUAGCCCAGAGUCAGCGAUCACACACGAGCCAGACUACGUGGAGGAGAAGCUGAAAAUCGCUCAGCCCAGUCCCAUUUCUGCAUCGAGCUUUCGUUACGGGCAUCAGAAGCCUUCCUGGGAGCUAGAGCUAUCAGGCUGCCACUGCCAGGCUCGGCAGCGCUGUAGCUACCAGGACACAAGCCCCUGCUAAAACGUGCUAACACCCAUGCAACCCAGAUUUUAUUGUUGAUGGCUAAACCCUUGGGCAGAUAGGCCCCUCUCUUCAGCCAGAAAGUUAAGAUCUUGUAUGCUAUGACAAAACCCAGGAAGUUAUCUUCAGUUUUGCAAUAAACUAUAUGCGGCUAAAUAAAACUGUGUCAGCUGUGCAAAGUAGCAGCUGCAGAAGAAAUGGGUUUUCUUCUGCAGGGCUCUAAACAGAGCCUGGAUUUUAACAGUCUGGAGUCCUGCUGGAGCUCCCGAAGCAACACUUGAAGCAAUCUUUCUAGAAGAAAAGGUAGCUAAAUGUCAUUUACUUAAAACAUCUAAAAGCAGCUAACAGUCCAGUGGGACUUGUACCGUAGUAUUGUGCCUUUCUUACCGCAGUACCUGCUUGUGCACUGACAGUUUAGCCUGCUCGCUACAAACCAACCCAGCGGUAUUUUAAAAGGUUCUAUUCAGCUGCUUUGUUUUGGUUAAUAAAUGGCAAUCAUAAAGGUGGUACCUAAACCAUUUUGCUUGCUCUUGUUUGCUCUUACGAAGCCUUAAGGCCACUGAUUCCUACAAAUUCUCGUCAGAACACAGGCUCUGCAGCUGCCACCCCCUGCUCUCACUAGGGCUCACAGCUCUGCCUGGGAGGGCUGGAGCGUACACCACCCCGACCACAUCAGCUCCUGCUCACACGCCCGGCCCCUGGAAACUGCUGCUGCGUUUUAUCUUCCAGUCCAGGAGGAACGAGAAGAAGGGCGCGUUUUAGCUUACUCCUGUCCCUUUCGUGGUGGCCUCUCCCCCUGCGGAGCGGGAGCAGAGCGGCGGGCAGGGCUGGGCUGUAAGCGGGCACUAACCCCGCACCGCUCAGCCCUGGCACUCGGCGGCACGGCUGCGGCACUCGCCGCUCCUCAAGCGUGUUCUGUGAGCAGGGAGGGCAAGCUGGAUAGUUAGACUGCACUUCGAAGAGUCAAAAAUAACCCAUCACACCCGUGUGAUUGCAAGGGCUAAUUAUCAGUAUGUAUAGUAGAAAAAAGGUAGAUUACCAGAUUGGACAUUUUAAAGCACACAUUAAUCUUCUAUAAUAAAAGCUUUUCCUUUUGCAUAUAAAAUUACAAGGACAGAAAAAACCCUGCAAGUCUUCACCCAUCUGUUACGAUGUUGCACUAAGAAGUAAUGCACGUUUGAAAUGCACGGGAAACUUCUAAAGCUGGAAUCUAACCAUAUUAAUGUUACGUCCCCCCCAGCCUGUCCCAGUGCACCCAGCACCCUAUUAGAUACCACCAGCACAAACCAUAUUUAGUCAUGUCAGUCAACGCACACUUCUAACAAUCUGUCCACAUUUAUCCUCCACUUGCAUGUUGGGGUUUCCUCCUUUUCCAUAUUACUUUCACAGAGACCUUGCGCUUUUUUCCUUAAUUUUUUAGUAUGUAGCUGUAAAAAUAUACACAGUACGCAUCCACAUACAAUUGUACAUGUGUUGCAUUUUUAUACUUUAAUCUGUGUUUUACUGGCUUUAGAGAGGCUGGUGAGCCAUCCGUCUCCACUGCAGAUUUGUCACAACCAUGCAAUAGUGAAUAGGUUAUGAUUCUCAAAACUCAAAUGGAAAUCUCAAGGAAACAACGUUGCUAUGUUCUGUGUUUGUGAACAUAAAUUUAAAAUAAAAUUUAAAACUGAGAUUUACUGAUAUUUCCAAACAUGUAAAAGUGUCAAACAUUCCAGAUUAAAUGCAUACUGUUUAAUUAUUUUAUUUUUUGUAAAGUCACCUCAAUACUAGAAGGCUAUUCAAAAUUAUGCUAAACUACCUUAAAGCUGAUUUUAAAAGUACUACUUCUAGAUAAUGCUCAUUUUCACAAUUAAUACAGCUUUAAACUGUGGUUGGAUUCGAUACACUGUGGGGAAAGGAUUUGUUUAUGGCAAAAGUCAUUUUUUCCAUUUAUUUUCUGAGAAGCAGUGAAAGAAACUGUAGUUUUGUUCUUCUGACAGCAAAAGCUCAAUGUGACAAAAUGAAGUUGUUGUAAUGAAAUGAUGCAACCUAAUUAAAUAUUUAAUAAAGAAUUAUGGAAGCUACAACA
This is a messenger RNA of Tyto alba (common barn owl), 8355 nucleotides long. It is a transcript of the gene NEDD4L, whose product is annotated as NEDD4 like E3 ubiquitin protein ligase. NCBI's taxonomy places the organism in Eukaryota, Metazoa, Chordata, Aves, Strigiformes, Tytonidae. Gene Ontology annotation, biological process: ubiquitin-dependent protein catabolic process; regulation of dendrite morphogenesis. The record is from RefSeq and is a predicted model, not a curated record. Gene Ontology annotation, molecular function: sodium channel inhibitor activity; ubiquitin protein ligase activity; protein binding.